GAAACGCCAAGUGCCUUUAAAAGCGAAGAAUUCUCAUUUUACGAUGAAGGGGAAACACAAAUCAUUAGCAGUCGGAGCAAAAAGUGCCGCAAUAGGACUAGGAAGAUCAUGGAGACUUUUGUUUUUCUAUUUCCUCAAUUGAAUUUUUCUGCCCUGAAGGAGGAAGCAUAUUUCAAAAUACUCGGUCCGAAGGAUCUACCAGUCGCCACAAUGCAAGAUAACAGAUCUAGGAAAGACGGCAAGGACAAGAAAAGCAGAAUAACCCGCCUACUCACGAAGUCGGGUUCUCACGAAAAUGUCAGCCCUGAAAAAAAGACAACCACAAAGAACAGCGAUGUUUCUCCCGAAGCAGCUUUAAAAUGGGGUGAAUCCUUUGAAGAACUACUGAAACAUUCAGAUGGAGUGGAAAUGUUCACCGAGUUCCUGAGGUCGGAAUUUAGCGAAGAGAACAUCGAGUUCUGGUUGGCAUGCAAUGACUACAAGAGUACUCGUUCUGAUAGCAAACGUCUCAACAAAGCCAAGACGAUAUACGCUUUAUACAUCGAGGCAGAUGCCCCAAAAGAGAUAAACAUUGACCACCCGACGAAGGUGACCAUCCAGCAAAACAUCCGCUGUCCCACGGUGUCGUGCUUCGACGCCGCACAGAGUAAAGUGUACAGCCUAAUGAAGAAGGACUCUUACUCCAGGUUUCUUCAGUCUAACAUCUACCUGCGAGUCAUCAAGGGGAAGAGACCCGGUAUCACUAUGUACAGGCGCCGGUCUCGGUCCUGCGUCUUCAACGAUCAUGGUGAAGCCACCAGCAACACUGAUGUGUGGUUAUAGCCAUUCACAGAUGCGUCGUUCGUCAUCUUAACGAAAUUUUCCGAAAUAUCCACUGUUGUCAUGACUUAAUAUUUUAUAGGAGCAUAUAAGCUUUGUAGUUAUCUAUUAAUACGUGCACGUGUCACGAAAACUACAACAAUAUAUUAAUCUUGCAAUAAUUAACACUGCUUGAAUUGAAUAAAUUAUUUUAAGUAACCUAUCAGCACAUUAGUCAUGAAACUCUUUUGAUUUGUACAUUAUAUUUAUUCUAUGAGUAAUUCUGAUGACUACACAUAUGUUUAUAUCUUUGCCUGGAUGCUUUACAACCUGGAAUAAAAUGCAGAAGAACAACAGAAA
Messenger RNA from Brienomyrus brachyistius, 1158 nucleotides. It is a transcript of the gene rgs18, whose product is annotated as regulator of G protein signaling 18. The record is from RefSeq and is a predicted model, not a curated record. The coding region runs from base 109 to 822 and encodes 237 amino acids. Lineage: Eukaryota; Metazoa; Chordata; Actinopteri; Osteoglossiformes; Mormyridae. The transcript is spliced from 5 exons.